This is a messenger RNA of Trichophyton verrucosum HKI 0517, 996 nucleotides long. Its product is annotated as NAD binding Rossmann fold oxidoreductase, putative. Gene Ontology annotation, cellular component: cytoplasm. The coding region runs from base 1 to 996 and encodes 331 amino acids. The record is from RefSeq and is a predicted model, not a curated record. Gene Ontology annotation, biological process: NADPH regeneration. The transcript has 2 exons. NCBI's taxonomy places the organism in Eukaryota, Fungi, Ascomycota, Eurotiomycetes, Onygenales, Arthrodermataceae. Gene Ontology annotation, molecular function: nucleotide binding; oxidoreductase activity.
AUGGCCCUGGAGCACUGCAAGAGCAAAAUCUCCAACCCGCACCUUCAGACCACCAAGAAUGCGGAAGAGUUAUGCCAGUCUCAGGAAGUGGAGGUCGUUCUUGUUGCGAGUAAUGACGCGUACCAUGUUCCGCAUACCUUGCUCGCCCUGAAAUACAACAAGUUUGUCUUUUGCGAGAAGCCUAUGGCUCUAUCGUUAAAGGACGCGGAAGCGGUCUUGGAGGCUGAAAAGCUUUCGUCUGGUAGGGUGAUGGUUGGGUAUAUGAGGCGGUAUGCAGGGGCCUUUGUCGACGCCAUCAACGAAAUAGGUGGCAUUGGCGGCGUCACUCAUGCAACAGUCAGGGAUAUCCUCGGCCCCAACUCGUGUUUUAUUGCACAGUCAGGCACUUUUCCUAAGAAGUUCUCGGAUCACAAUGAAAACGAUGCAGUAGAGCUUGCCACAAUGACAAGCCAGGCCCUGGAACAGGCGUUAUCCGUUGAGCUUGGUAUUCCGGUUAACCCAACCACUGCAAACAUGUGGAAACACUUGUCGGGGCUGGCUUCUCACGACCUGAGUGCCAUGAGAGAGUGUUUAGGUGUUCCUAACAGGGUGCUUGGUGCUUCUAUUUGUUCAGAUACAGGUCCACAGUUCUGGAGUGCUCUGUUCAAAUAUCCAGGUUUUGCUGUCUCCUAUGAGUCGGGAUGGGAUGAGAUACCACGGUUCGAUGCGAGUAUCGAAGUGUUUGGGAGGACAAAGACCGUGAAGAUCUGCUAUGAUACCCCAUAUGUCAAGGGACUGCCAACAACCAUGGUUGUUCGUCAACUAGGUCCCAACGGUGAAUACAUAGAGUCCACCGUUCGAAAGACGUACGAGGAUCCGUUCACUCUGGAGAUGAAGGAAUUAUACGAAGCUGUGGUGAAUCAAAAUAAGAUUAUCAAGACAACAGCAACGGAUGCGGUGGCGGAUAUCAAAAUUUUCCAAAUGAUAAUGAAGACUGGGUAUGAACAGUCGCUAUGA